This is a messenger RNA of Caenorhabditis remanei, 225 nucleotides long. RefSeq lists its product as uncharacterized. Bases 1 to 225 code for a protein of 74 amino acids. The transcript is spliced from 2 exons. NCBI's taxonomy places the organism in Eukaryota, Metazoa, Nematoda, Chromadorea, Rhabditida, Rhabditidae. The record is from RefSeq and is a predicted model, not a curated record.
AUGGAUAAGAAGAAACAAAUGAAGAAGCGUCGUGAACAGGAAAGCGAGCAAAGAGUCAUUCGUCGAUUGACGAUUGCUAAAGAACAACAAGAUGCUGAGGAGGCAGAAGAGAAGGCGAUUCGGGAGACUGCUGCACGUAGACAAGCUACCGCCACCGGACAAGUUGAAGAAGUGGAGAAUCAGAAGGAGAAGGAUAGAGAGAUCGCCAUGAAUCGGGAACGGUAA